Molecule: messenger RNA, 1923 nt
Organism: Mesitornis unicolor (brown roatelo)
Lineage: Eukaryota; Metazoa; Chordata; Aves; Mesitornithiformes; Mesitornithidae
Product: structure-specific endonuclease subunit SLX4-like
Exons: 8
Biological process (GO): interstrand cross-link repair; resolution of meiotic recombination intermediates; meiotic DNA double-strand break processing
Cellular component (GO): Slx1-Slx4 complex
Molecular function (GO): DNA binding; enzyme binding
Source: RefSeq, a predicted model, not a curated record
AUGGAUGAACAGGACAAUGAUUUUAAAGAGUUGUGGGCAAAUCUUUUGAGCGGAGCAAAGAAAAAAGCUGGAGAUGCUGAGGCAGCAAAGAGGGCUCAGAACAGGUCAAAGAGCACUGCAGCAAAAAGCAAGUUGAGAAGAGGCAAAGCUACUGUUAAGAGCCAAAGCAAUCAUCACUUACCAGCAGUGAAGGAGUCAAAUUGGCCUCAAGAUUUGGGUCCAAAGGAACAAACAUUGGUGCACAAAGACGAUGGUGAUGCUUUGGCCUGUAGUAGUGGUGAGACCACACAAGGAGAUGGAAGGAGCGUUUUCCCUGCCAGCCAGCCAAGUACAGCGGCCAGUGAGUGUAGCCAGAGGACCCUGACAGUGAAUACUCUGAGUGGCUGUUCUCAGACUACAUUAUCCGUCCAUCCUGCUACACAGCCAGGGACCUGCUCUUCACCCACCUCGAAGAUCCUGCCGCUCGCAGGGUCUAAGGUGCGGGUAGCAGAGCUGGUAGUGGAGAGAAUGCAGCAGUUCAAGAGAGUGGCACCUGAGCAGUUAAAACACAGCACAGACAACAGCUUGCUAAAAUCUGCAGCCAGCGAGGAUUUCCCUGACAAAAGCCAGGAGCAGAACCCACCAGAGAAUGAUACCCACCAUCGUCCAUCCGUGGAGCAUGACAGUGCUCUGGCUUUGGCUCUUGAACAGGAAACCAAAGAGGAAGCCCUGGCAAGCCUGGAGGAUGUAGGCUUGUUUUUUUGUCAGAUCUGCCAGAAGGAUCUCUCAGCCAUGAACUCGACACGACGAGAGCAGCAUGUUAACAGGUGUCUGGAUGAGAUGGAGGAAGCACAGAUGUCAUCCUCCAGCAAACCACUGGUCCCUGAAUGUCCAAUCUGUGGGAAGCAGUUCCAAACCUCACAGAGCCGAAUCAGUCACUUGAAACGCUGUGCUGUCGAGAUGGAUGUUCCUCCUAAGCUGCUUCUUCAGGCGGUGCAGUUGCAGUUGUCCACGCUUGGUGAUGCACCUCUUCAGUGUCCCAGCAAUCAACCAAGCAAGUCAAAGCGAAAAGGCUCCUCCGAAAAAGACUCAAAGAACAAGCAGAAGAGGGCCAAAAUGGAGACUAAGGAUGAAGAUUUGCUGGUUGCUAUGGCAAUGUCACGCUCUCUGUUGGAGCAAGAAAAGCAGGAACAGACCAAAUCAGUUACACAUGUGAAACCAAUGGCUGCUUUGCCAAUCAAAUGGAAGCCAGGAUCAGAGAAAAGACGGCGUAAAAAAGGCCCAACUGCACCUCCACCAUUACUGCUUCAGGACCCGGAGAAGACCCGCAAAAGGAUCCAGGAGCGAGUAGCUAUGCUGCUUGUGGAAGAGGUGGAAUUCCCUCCCACCCCUCAGCUUCCCACUAGUAGAAUUUUGGAGGAUGUAUCUGGGAAAGCAACCUGGCUCUUGCCAUUGUCCAAAACCAAAGAGUGCUUUUUGUGGAAUAUCAGUGCUCUGACAGGACCCUCUGACCUUGAGUCAUUCUACGCUGCUGCAUUAACCCCCCACAUUGUACCUUGGAAGCCUGUGCAGAAUCAUAAGCCAGAGAACCUUCUGCCAUCAGUGGAAUCUGAUCAGCCAAAAGUAUCCCAGCAGAGUCAGCCUGACCUCAGUUCUUGUGAGCCCACUUGCACAGAGGUUGGAGGCCAAACUUCUGAUGAAUCCAAGUCAGGCCAUGAAGGAGACGGGCAGUUUUUAUCUUGCGGCCAGAAGGAUGUUCAGACCCUGCAGGACCUAGUUGAAUUGGCCAAGGAAGGACUUACCCUCACUCAGUGGAACCUUGAUAUUAACCAUGCUGAGGCAGCAGAGCAGCCAGGAAAGGAACUGACUUCCAGUGAUACUCCACACAGUGGCUUUUUUCCCCCAUCCAAAGAGAAGAGCUUCCUGACGAGCAGCUGUAAAAGA